AUGACCCAGGCAGUCAAGCUCGCCUCCAGAGUGCUCCAUCCAGCCCACCUGCCUCGGCAGCUGGAUGCCUCGCUGGCCUCUAGAGGUCCCAACUCUGGUCUCCGGAGUCUGCCUGACAUCCCUGGGCCCUCUAUGCCUGGCUUCCUGGCAGAACUUUUCUGCAAAGGGGGGCUGUCCAGGCUACAUGAACUGCAGGUGCAGGGAGCUGCGCGCUACGGGCCGAUAUGGUCCGGCAGCUUCGGGACCCUUCGCACAGUGUAUGUGGCCUCCCCUCCACUCGUGGAGCAGCUGCUGCGACAGGAGGGUCCUUGUCCCGAGCGCUGCAGCUUCUCGUCUUGGGCAGAGCACCGUCGCCGCCACCAGCGGGCUUGCGGAUUGCUAACAGCGGAUGGCGAAGAAUGGCAGAAGCUCCGGAGUCUCCUGGCACCGUUACUCCUCCGGCCUCAAGCAGCCGCUGGCUAUGCUGGAACUCUGCACAACGUGGUCCGCGACCUGGUGCGACGACUGAGGCGCCAGCGGGGACGUGGGUCUGGGCUACCCAACCUAGUCCAGGACGUGGCGGGAGAGCUUUACAAAUUUGGUCUAGAAGGCAUAGGCGCCGUGCUGCUGGGUUCCCGCCUGGGAUGCCUGGAGGCUGAAGUCCCUCCCGACACAGAGACCUUCAUCCAUGCAGUGGGGUCCGUGUUUGUGUCCACGCUCUUGACCAUGGCAAUGCCCAACUGGUUGCACCGUCUUGUACCCGGACCCUGGGCCCGCCUCUGCCGAGACUGGAACCAGAUGUUUGCUUUUGCCCAGAAGCACGUGGAGCAGAGAGAAGGCGAAGCAGCCCAGAGGAAACCCGGAAAGCCUGAGGAGGACGUGCCGUCUGGUCAUCACUUAACCCACUUCCUCUUUCGGGAAAAGUUGUCUGUCCAGUCCAUCGUGGGGAACGUGACAGAGCUACUACUGGCUGGAGUGGACACGGUAUCGAACACGCUCUCCUGGACGCUCUACGAGCUCUCCCGGCACCCGGAAAUCCAGUCCGCACUUCACUCUGAGAUCGCAGCUGCCAUGACCCCUGGCUCAGGUGCCCACCCCGGAGCCACCGCUCUGGCCCAGCUACCCCUGAUGAAAGCUGUGAUAAAAGAGGUGUUAAGACUGUACCCCGUGGUACCCGGGAAUUCCCGUGUCCCAGGCAGAGACAUCCGAGUGGGUGACUAUAUUAUCCCCCAAAAUACGCUGGUCUCUCUAUGUCACUAUGCCACUUCAAGGGACCCUGCCCAGUUUCCAGAGCCAAACUCUUUUAAUCCAGCUCGCUGGCUGGGGGAAGGUCCAGCCCCCCACCCUUUCGCAUCUCUUCCUUUUGGCUUUGGCAAACGCAGCUGCAUAGGGAGACGCCUGGCAGAGCUUGAGCUACAAAUGGCUUUGGCCCAGAUCCUGACCCAUUUUGAGGUGCUCCCUGAACCGGGUGCUCUCCCAGUCAGACCCAUGACCCGGACUGUCCUGGUACCUGAGAGGAACAUCAACCUUCAAUUUGUGGACAGAUAGUCCUAUGGGAGGAAG
Messenger RNA from Phodopus roborovskii (desert hamster), 1542 nucleotides. RefSeq names its product 25-hydroxyvitamin D-1 alpha hydroxylase, mitochondrial. Lineage: Eukaryota; Metazoa; Chordata; Mammalia; Rodentia; Cricetidae. Gene Ontology annotation, biological process: C21-steroid hormone biosynthetic process; cholesterol metabolic process; cellular response to peptide hormone stimulus. Gene Ontology annotation, cellular component: mitochondrial inner membrane. The transcript has 9 exons. The record is from RefSeq and is a predicted model, not a curated record. Gene Ontology annotation, molecular function: oxidoreductase activity, acting on paired donors, with incorporation or reduction of molecular oxygen; iron ion binding; monooxygenase activity. Bases 1 to 1527 code for a protein of 508 amino acids.